AUGGCACUGGGUGUACCAGCGGGUAGCAGCACCCCUGCGGAUCAUCCGUAUCCUCAUGCAGCGAUACCGGCUACUUAUUCAGUGCCCGUAUGGUUGAAUCAAGCGGCAGAUACAUUGGCAGAGAAUAGUCAGGAUGACAUUCUAAUUCCGGCGGAUGCACAAGAUGAUGAUUUUGAGGAUGAGGAUGACGAUCAGGGUGGUUCGGAUGAGGCUUCUAAAUGGAUGAAGAAGUUACAUAAGGCAGUGUUCGGUUCAUCAACAGUAUUGUUAAUGAACUUAGUGGUUGGUAUUGUGAUAUUGGUGUGUUGUAUUUUGAAUGAUGUACCAUGGCGUUUAGGUGGUGUGUUAUUUUCAAUAUUCUUCGGACUAAGUUUCUCUACAUUACUGCUGCGAUUCGUUUGGAUUAAGCUGGUAUUGGAACCUUUCUUGCCAGAGCAACGUCAGUUGAACUUGAUUACUUGGUUCCUGGAUCCUGAAUAUGGUACUUUGUUAUGGACAGUGGUAGCAUUCUUGCUAUUUAAUAAUGGUCUUGAUAAGGACUUCGGCGAGAAUGGUAUAGACGUAGAAGGUUAUCAUCUGUCUUUCGCUAAAGACUACGGAAUCAUCUACCCAUCGGAAUAUCAGACCGUGCGCUACACACUUAUCUUCCUGAUCCUAUGGGCCGCUCGAGAUUCUAUUGUUAAACUAAUCAUGUUCCGUCUAAUGCUUGGGUUCCUAAUGAAUUUCAAUAAUGAGGUAAUCCAGUUCUUACAUCGGUACUCAUUAAUCCGACGACUCAACGCAGCCUGGGUUAAACUUGUUCCUUCAUCCGAUACGACCUUGGAGAUGCUCGAUACUCAAUACCGGGGCUCUGGUGCUGGGGCAAUACUGCCAACAACAGACGGUUCGUUAGAUAAUCACCGUCACACCAACCGUCCUAACGCCAACCGUCCUAACGCCAGCCGCGGUCACGGUAGCAAUCAGGCCACGCCACCUGCUGUCACCGCCGGACGGCAGCCGUUGAUGACUUUAGCUUCACUCAACGAAGAAAACAUCUCUCGAAAAGAACGCGCCAAACGGCAAAGAGAAUACAGUAAACAGCGACUUAGAGCUCUCGCCACCAUUAAUCGGUCCCAGAGCAAAACGCAACCAGGGCCGCCAUCGCGGCUUGGUUCACGUCUCAAUUCCAAGGCCUUUGAUACAGGGAGUUAUCAAUCUAGCACAGGAUCCGGUAGUUUCCGAGAAGAGGGCAGCUUUGCCGAAAACAACCACCAUCAUCGCGGCUCAAUCAAUCAAGAUGACAUAUUGCCACCUGAACAUGAAAGGUCGAAGUGGAACUUUGACUUCACCGCAGGCCAAAAGAAACGUCGCGAACGCGAAUAUCAUGUAGAGUAUACAGGUCGAGCUCUGCCCAAAAAUCUGGAAGUGAAGAACAUACUUGCUACUCAACGCUCUCGUCUGGCCAAUCUUGCCACCAUCAACUGGCUACGAGACCAAGCCGUGGUAUUCUUCGUAGAUGGACAACGCUGUGAAUUACGUUCCAAAGCUGAAGCUCGUUACUACGGCCAACAGCUCUUCGAAACGCUCCUCAAUUUCCGUCAAACACUACUAGAUGUCGAAGAGGAAGAAAAAGCCCUUCUCGCUGAACAGCCACACCUACAUCCCGCAGCCGUACCCCAGCAAGCAAUCCAAAAUGUAACCAUGGAACAAAACCGACGAGCCAGUCUCUCUUCCGGUCGCGCAUCUGUUCGCAAACUCGAGUCCGUUACAGAAGAGGAACCCGUCGCUGUUGACCCACCGCGCACUGGUCCCGCAAAAUUGGUCGCCCAGGUCGACGACCUGAUCGUGCGUGAGGAAACGCUCCCUGUACAAGACCUACAUGAACCAGACGUGGACCGUUUCGCUCUCCAAGAUAUGGCGCUCCAAGAUAUGUCGUUACAAGACAGAGACCGCCUGGGGGGGCGGGACCAUCGGGGACUGGGAUUAGAGCGACCGUCGCUGCAGGAAAGCGACCAGUUUGCGGACCAUCAGUUUACGGAUCAGUUUACGGAUCAGUUUACGGAUCAGUUUACGGAUCUCCCGGUUGCCAACAAGCCCCAACGUCUUAUCCCGCGUCAGCAGGACAAGACUGGCGACCGACGACGCCGUUCCGGUGACCGUCGUCGUCAGUCCGUAGAACAGAGACGCGGGUCUCGAGGGUCACAACAGGCGGAGGAUGCCGGCACCGAGGAGCAUCUGAGUCCGGACUCGAGUCCAGGUUCCAACGCUACGGGGCCGAGGCGUCGCCGACGACGACCGUUGCUUAGUGAGUCCAGCAGCGAUAGCACACUCACGGACGACAUGAUGUUAGUAGAACGCACAAUUACGCGGAAUCGAAUUGAGGAACCGGCGCCAUUUGGCACGCAGCCGCCGGACUUCACGCACUACCCACAGUUCAUGACAGAGGAAAUGCACCGAGCCGAACCGCCUAAUUACGACAAUCUAGCUCGUCGCAAAACAUACUCGAAAGGCGCCUCUAAAAAUAGCUCAGGUGGGAACCAAAUACACAGCACGUACGACACACCCAAAUCCGCUUUGGGUCGCAUGUGGAAUGCCAAGCCUCCUACCGAGGCGCAGCUCGCAGCGAUUACAGCUGCUGAAAUGCGCAAAGUGAAACUGCAAAUGCCGGACGAUCGCGACUGCUUGACCGAAGACUUCUUCCAGCUAUUCAUGAGCGAGAAUGACGCCAAACAACUCUGUUCAUUCGUCGACCCAGCCAAAUUAGGCAAGGUUACUUCGAGCAUGUUUACGAAGGCCAUCGUUCAGACGUAUAAGAUUCGGAAGCAGAUUGUACAUUCAUUAGAGGCACAGGAGGAGAUUGAAUUAGUGUUCUCACGAGUGUGUGAGUACAUUAUGACUUUCGUAGGAGUACUGAUUUACUUAUUGGUAAUUGGUAUUGACCCGAAUACUAUUAUAGUAACUGGUGUAAGUAUCUUGACAGGUGCUGGUUUGGUGUUAUCCUUUGUUUAUACGGAUUUCAUUCAGUCGAUUAUACUGUUAGUAUUUCUGAAUCCAUAUCGUAUAGGAGAUCGUGUGCGAAUAGAUGGAGAGGCACAAUAUGUUAAGAGGAUAUCUACAUAUUUUACUGAGUUCGAAAGCUUACAUGGAAGACCACAAUAUAUAGCUCAUACACAAUUGAUUGGCAAGACCUUAAUUAACGAAAGUCGUUGUACACACGCGUCUUCAGAAAUGAAUUUCCUCUUUGGAGAAAGAACUACACCUUCACAAUAUGCCGCCUUGAAAAAAUUAUUAGAAGCCUACGUUAAAUCCAGACCACAAGAAUUCGUUCCAGACUCAUUAUUCGUUUAUAUCAUGGGAGCAGCACCUGGACACUACAUCGAAAUUUCUGUCUGGGUUACUCACACUGAAGGCUGGGGAAAUUGGAUGGUAGUCAGAUCCAGUGAAAGUAGCUUAACCCAUUACAUUAUGCGACAGGCUCAAUUACUCGGGAUGCAUUACAAACUACCGGUUCAACGAUGGGAGGUUAAUAGUGGACCGAAAACCACUACUUCACAGACACCCGUCUCACAAUCUCAUCUACCCAUCAGUCCGGAAUUAUAA
Gregarina niphandrodes is the source of this 3579-nucleotide messenger RNA. RefSeq names its product mechanosensitive ion channel family protein. Gene Ontology annotation, cellular component: plasma membrane. The record is from RefSeq and is a predicted model, not a curated record. Gene Ontology annotation, biological process: transmembrane transport; monoatomic anion transport. The transcript has 2 exons. Gene Ontology annotation, molecular function: mechanosensitive monoatomic ion channel activity. The coding region runs from base 1 to 3579 and encodes 1192 amino acids. Lineage: Eukaryota; Apicomplexa; Conoidasida; Eugregarinorida; Gregarinidae.